Messenger RNA from Oenanthe melanoleuca, 3655 nucleotides. RefSeq names its product src kinase associated phosphoprotein 2 (gene SKAP2). The record is from RefSeq and is a predicted model, not a curated record. Gene Ontology annotation, molecular function: protein binding. Lineage: Eukaryota; Metazoa; Chordata; Aves; Passeriformes; Muscicapidae. The coding region runs from base 251 to 1264 and encodes 337 amino acids. Gene Ontology annotation, cellular component: plasma membrane; cytoplasm. The transcript has 13 exons.
GCAUGCGCAGCGCUGAGAACGAGCCUGGGGAAGCCCCGCCCCGUGCCGCCAAACCCCGCCCCCGCGGUGAAAACUCCGCCUUCGUGGCGGGAAGCCACGCCCCGGAGAUGAUAAGCCCCGCCCCCCGCAUCUCCCGUUCGCGCCGGGCGAUCGGGGGGCGUGGCCUCCUCUUGCUCCCCGCCGGGCCGGGACCGGAGCGCUCCGAGCCGUCGAGCCCCGCCCGCCGGGUGUCCCCGGCCGCCCCCGCACCAUGCCCGACGCUCCCGGCGUCCCCGAGGACGUCUGCAGCUUCUUGGCAGAUGUUGAAACAUUUGUUUCCCAAACACUAAAAGGAGAAAAUCUAUCCAAGAAGGCAAAAGAAGGAAGGGAAGUUCUUCUUAAAAAGAUGAAGGAUAUUAAAGCAAGUUAUCCUCGGGAAUUCCCGGAGAAAGAGCUGGAAGAUGAGGAAGAGUCUGAGAACUCUCUUUCUUCACCUCCUGAUAGCGUCUCAAUAGCAUCUGACCGAUAUGAUAAAGAGGACGAAGCACCUUCUGAUGGGAAUCAGUUUCCCCCUGUUGCAGCUCAGGAUCUUCAGUUUGUUCUGAAGGCUGGAUACCUGGAAAAACGUAGAAAAGACCACAGUUUUCUUGGCUUUGAAUGGCAGAAGCGUUGGUGUGCUAUCAGCAAGACUGUCUUCUAUUACUAUGGAAGCGACAAAGACAAACAACAGAAAGGUGAAUUUGCCUUAGAGGGCUAUACCAUCAGAAUGAAUAAUAGCCUUCGGAAGGAUGCAAAGAAAGAUUGUUGUUUUGAAAUCUCCGCUCCAGAUAAGCGCAUUUAUCAGUUUACAGCUGCCACUCCCAAAGAAGCAGAGGAAUGGGUACAGCAAGUCAAAUUUGUAAUUCAAGACACAGAAUCUAAUACUAUUCCUGAGGAGGAAGAGGAAUAUGAUGAUGUUGAACAAGUGAACAGUGAACCGACAGAUGAUAGCAUUUAUGAAGAAGUUAAAGAAGAACGUCCUUCUUCAGGAGCUGAAAUGUCAAGCAAUGAGAGCCAGGACGAAGUUUUCACUGUUUCAGAUGGUGAGAAUAUCGAUUAUGCCAAUUACUACCAAGGUUUGUGGGACUGCACAGGAGAUGAAAGCGAUGAGUUGACAUUUAAACGUGGUGACGUUAUCUACAUUAUCAGCAAGGAGUACAAUAAAUUUGGCUGGUGGGUAGGAGAAAUGAAGGGAACCAUUGGCUUGGUGCCUAAAGACUACAUAAUGGAGAUGUAUGAUAUUUGAGAGGCCUGGGAGAAAUCUGCACUUGAAAUGAAGAGUGGUGUGCAGCUGCAGUUUACAGACCCAGCCUCUGGAAGAAGAUUCUGCUGUGCAUGUUUUGUGGUUUCGGUGAAUGUAGUCAGAUCAUUGCCUUGUGUAUAUUAAACAUUAUAAACUGUAAUUGAUCAUAACUUUACGGAAAUGUUCUUCUUAGCUACUUUUUAUAGAAUUGUAAUGUUAGGAAAUUAAUAGAUGGGAAUUAACAUAUGGGGCACAAACAGCCAUAUAGUGCCUGUUGCUCUUUUUUCUAACAUGCUAGCAGCACUCUGUCUAGCUGUAGGUUUGUGUUCUCUUUUCCUGUUCUGCAUAGUCAGAAAAAUUAAACAGAACUUUGAGGGUAAACUAUUUUUCAAUUCAUGCAUGCAUUAACCUUUUAAUACUCAUUGUACAUCUUGUGCAGUUUCCUCAGAAAGUUGAGGGAAAUUUAUGUAUAAUAUUUCAAGUCUUCAGGGUAUUCUGUUUCCAGAUGUUUUAAAGUUAUGCUUUAGCCAAUGAUUAAUUUUUCUCAUAUAUUUAGUAUUGUAUUGUUAAUUACUAUUUUGUUGACACACAAUGAAAACUUGAUUCUUUUGCUGGUGUAAUAAUAAGGGCCUGUAUGGUACCAUUCUGACAUGGACAAGGUAAUUCUAUGAAAAUUUGUUAAAAUAUAUUAACCCCAAAAAUUUUUGCUAUGUCAACACAAGCUGAAUUGCAGGUAAAAAUAUUUUUGUCUGUGGUAGUGUGAAAUACUUUAUCUGUACCAUACAGAUGCUCUUGCAGAGUCAAAUCUGGAUACCUUGCUAGUAUGUGGAAUUCUGAUACAGGUUUUGCAACAGAGAUCUUCAUCCUCACCCUGUGUGGAUUAGCAACAGCUACCCGCAUUCUUGUGUCAAAACCAGAACUUUGUGGCUAAUCAAAAACAUUGAUUGAAACAUGAAAAAGUACCCUAAAGUACUACCCCUUGGGGAUAAGCAGUUGGGAAAGUCAGAGUUAAUACCUACAUACUCUUCUUUUGGAGAUGUGCUUUACCAGUAGAAUGCAAGAUCAACUAUUUUGGGUCCUCCCGUAGAGUUGAUUUGUGAGACCCUUUAUCUGCCAAGGAGGCAGCCUGUAGUUGCUGAGCCUGUGCAGGUCCCCGUGGAGCUGCUUGUGCUGUUUAUGCUUCAGGCAGACCCUGGGAACACUGUGGGUUAAAAGGAAGCGUUAGUCUGAACUCGGAAUUUGGAUCCCUGCAGUAAACUAGGAUGUGCUCCGUGUUAGCUGAUGUGUGGUACUUGCUGGUACACUGAAUUCUAACGGGCAUCAAACGGGACGGAGUUCUGUUGUCAUUUUUUAAAGAGAUAGUAAUUGGAAUUGAUUCUGUGCGUUAUCAGCGAAGCAUUAAAAUGAUAGAUUAUAGUCUUCAGAUCUUUUACUACUUUAAUUUGUCAAGCGUGCUGGUGGAUUGUGUACAGAAUGUGAAGCGUUAAUAGCGGGGCUGGAAACGCUCCUUCUCCCUUGUUAACAUGGCAGCGCCAUAAAUCUGCCCACCGAAAUGGCUUUUUAUUAAUUACAGAAUUCCGAAUCCCACCACCACCACCGAUGCGGUUUUUGGGGAACAAGCCCUCCCCUCUCCUGCGGGCGGGCGGGUUCGCUCGCCGUGGGCCCGGCCCGGUUCGGGCGCGGCCCGUGCGCUGCGCGGCCGCGGCGCUGGGUGGCAGCAGCUUUUCAGCAGAUUUCCAGGUUUUCUGGGCCGGCGGAGGCGGAUCCCGAGGCGGAUCCCGGUGCCGUCGCUGUCCCCUUCCCCCUCCGUGCUGCCCCGCGCCGUUUCUGCCGUUUUUCCAGGAGAGGGAGUCCUUAGCCAAGCCAUGAGGGGCAGAGUGCCCGGCGCGGCCUCGCCUGGGUGGUGACAGCCGGAGACACCGAGUGGCUUUUGUCUGUAGUUCUCUUUUAGGGCUUCCCCCUGCUUGCUUCUUAUUGCUAGGGGGGAGUAAAUAAACCGCCUUGAAUCCAAAACGUGAAAGAUGUCCUGAGACUCAGUGGUAAUAUCUCAGAAUAAACCAGCGGUGGACCACGGAUGAAUGGUUUACUUCAAAUCUGUGCGAAUACCAUAACCUUUUUUGGAUAAGAAAAUCUCAGUUAAUACAACUUAAAGGAAAUGCGGGUAGAAGAUGCUAAUCGCUUAAUUUUCUUUGUUCACUUAGAUUGUGCUUGCCUUUCUGUGAACGGUGAGAGAGAAGAUUUUUAAAAGGUGAUUGUAACUCACAGUGUACAGUGUUUUACUUGAUUAUUUGCUGUGUUCUGGAUUUGUAUGGUACUGCCAUUAGAUCUUAUAAUAAUGUUCUACUCUGCAAAUUUUUAAGGUUCAAAUAAAGUUUAAUUGUUUGCAAACUGUUA